Penicillium canariense is the source of this 471-nucleotide messenger RNA. RefSeq lists its product as uncharacterized. Bases 1 to 471 code for a protein of 156 amino acids. Lineage: Eukaryota; Fungi; Ascomycota; Eurotiomycetes; Eurotiales; Aspergillaceae. The record is from RefSeq and is a predicted model, not a curated record. The transcript has a single exon.
AUGAACGUCGAAGUCCUCGAGGCUAUGAUCCGAGGCCAGCCCAACGAGUUCCUCGUCAGAUCUAUCACCUACCAAUCUCCAACACUACAAGAGCUCAGUCGAAAGUUCAAGGCGAAGUUCGCGAUGAAGAAGCCGAAAAUCAUCUAUUUCUACGAGAUGGAGCCAUCCUUCUCUCCGGAACAGGUAUUUCAGAUGUCCGGAUCGUUUAUACUUCGUGAUAGAUUACUCACAGCAUUGCAGCUCCCCGAUGGACAAUGGAAGAUGGCUGGUACCCCGAAACAGAUUCUUGUUGAUCGCGACUCCGCCACAGACGGCGAGCUGUGGAGUGCGGGUUAUGUCAAUACACAUCCCUUGAAUCGCAAUCACUCGGAUCUUGUCAAGUUCAGCAGUCCGAAUGAUGCGGACUUCCAGCGCGUUCUCAGUGAACUCAUCAAGUUGGUGGAGCAUGCUGAACUUGGAAGAGGAGAGUGA